Molecule: messenger RNA, 2172 nt
Organism: Alternaria ethzedia
Lineage: Eukaryota; Fungi; Ascomycota; Dothideomycetes; Pleosporales; Pleosporaceae
Exons: 7
Coding region: 1-2172 (723 amino acids)
Biological process (GO): chromatin remodeling
Cellular component (GO): RSC-type complex
Molecular function (GO): protein binding
Source: RefSeq, a predicted model, not a curated record
AUGGAGAGCGCGGCCAAGCGCAAAGCCGCGAGUGCUGCAGCGGGCGACCACGACGGGCGCCCUGCGAAGCGACAAAAAGGGACGGCCGAGACGCCCAAUUCCCGAUCUGAGACGGUCGAGUCGACCACGACGGCAGGCUUGAAGUUCCUCGACAGCUUGAAGCAGGCCAAGGACAAGACCGGACGCCCCAUCGCCGUCCACUUCCUCACUCUCCCCGUCAAGACCGAGGUGCCCGACUACUACGAAUUCACGAAACUGCCCAUUGCUAUUGAUACCAUCGAGAACAAACUCAACAACGGCGAGUACGCGUCCCUAGCUCAAGUCGAGAGCGACUGCAAACGACUGGUCAACAACGCAAAGGCCUUCAACGACAAGAACUCCGUCAUAUACCAAGAUGCCGAGCGUCUACGCAAGACCGCCUCCAACUGGAUGGUCAAGCACAAUCCCGCUUACCGUGACGGCAACUAUGUCGCAACAGCCACCCCGAUCCCAGGCGAAGACAACUCCACCCCGUCGAAACCUUCCCCCCGCGUUACCUCGACCCCAAGAACCGCCCACGCACAUACACCUGCCACGCAAGAUACAGCCGACCGCCCUCGACGCGCGGCCGCCAUCGCGGCGUCGGCUACACCAGCACCGUCAAAGUUGCGACAGUCGGCGUCUGCUGCGCUGGAGGAGGACGAUGAUAGUGCUGAUUAUGCAGGCAAGACAUUCCAGCAGGCACAGGAGCAGAUUGUGAGGGAGAUCCUUGAUUAUGAAGACCAAGGACUGCAGAUAUUCCUACCCUUCCAGAACCUCCCGUCGCGCAGCUUGAAGGACUACUACCAGCUGAUCAAAGACCCCAUGUCGCUGGCCGCCAUACAGAAGAAGGUUCGCGGAGUAGUGGGACGCGAGGCUCCGACAGGCCAUACACUGUUCAAGAGCUGGGACGCUUUCGAAGAAGCUUUCAGUCUGAUUUGGAAGAAUGCUCGUAUCUACAACGAAGAUGGUAGCGACAUCUACAACCUCUCGCUCGAGCUUGAAGAAAUCUUCAACAAGAAACUCGAAGAAGCCAGAUCCAAAGUCAGCGAGCCAACGCAACCGAAGCUGAAGCUUAACAUGUCCAGUGCCGCAGCGGCUCCAAAACAGCAGCUCAAGCUGAAGCUGAAGCCGAGCCCGGGAUCAGAGCGUAACACUCCAAGUGCUCGCGAUUCUGCGACGCCCGGUGUCAUUGUUGACAACGACGCUCUUCAGCGACAACAACGACAUGUUCUCGAUAGCGUGGGCAACCGAUUAUCUCAAGCCCCACCUGGGAAAGCCGCGACGCCAACAGCACCUGCCAAUCCCUUCACUGGACCGAGAGGUGGUGCUUCGUCGAUUGCACCACUCUCUGCCGCCCAGAACAAAACCGCAGGAUCACCGCCCGCCGUCAACGGUGUCAAGCAAGACGUCCAAUCCCCUGCCCUGAGUGCCAUCAGGCCGGCCAGCACCGCACCGGAUAGCCAGGCUGCCCGACUCAGCGUCCCAGCGCAGACUCCACAUCCGAGCAUGGCCCCUCCACAGAGUGUGUCUCGCCAGGCAAGCGGCAGUCCACAUCCGAACGGUAUUGGGCUGCAGAAUGGAAAUCACGUUCCCUCAUUCCAAACGCCAACUUACUACGCGCCUCCACCAGUAGCCCGCGUAGAUAGUUUCAGAAAGGUGCCACUCAAGAGCGUCGACGAAGCACUAAUACCGAAAAUCACACUCAACACCCACCCAGCGCUUAACCCGUCGAAGCCAUGGUCUACGAGCAUCCUGGCGAACAAACAAAAAACCAUGUACAGUGCCACGAUGGUGGUCGCACCAUCCAACUCUUACAUUCAAGUUGUACCCAAGGUCCCUAUCGCGCUUACAAGCCGGAUGUACCGCCUCUUUGUCACUGUGAAUGGCAAUAAGACACUCGAAGCGAAUCGUGUUCCUGUCACGGCAGGCAUCAACGGCACAAGCCCAAGUCCCAGCUACGAGGGUGGCAAGAAGAAGGGCGAGCCACUGUUCGAAGCGAAACUCGUAGCUGGCGUCAAUCGUAUCGAGGUUGAGAUUGUCGCAGAGAAGGAGCGCAAGGUUCAGUCUGAGAGUGGCACUGCAAAGAAAGAGGAUGUCGAGAUUGAGAAGUGUACAAUCUUCCUACAUUUACCUCGGCAACCGACGCAUUAG